Molecule: messenger RNA, 1210 nt
Organism: Arabidopsis lyrata subsp. lyrata
Lineage: Eukaryota; Viridiplantae; Streptophyta; Magnoliopsida; Brassicales; Brassicaceae
Product: transcription factor MYB8
Exons: 3
Coding region: 247-855 (202 amino acids)
Source: RefSeq, a predicted model, not a curated record
ACAAAAUCCAUCUAAAUAAUAUCCCCACCAAACCCCUCUCUUAGUACAAAAUAAAAAGACAAAAAAAAUCUAAGGCAAGAAAGAAAAAGAAGGUAACCUACCAAAUCUCUUUCACCCACAAAACACAAAGAUACAUAAUUACAUUACACCAACUUGGUCAAAGUCACUUCCUUUUUAUAACACCUCUCUUUAGAUCCUACUCUCACUCUGUCUCAUCACCCACAUGUAACCAUCAUCAUCAUCAUCAUGGGAAGAUCACCAUGUUGUGAAAAAGCUCACACAAACAAAGGAGCAUGGACUAAAGAAGAAGAUCAACUUCUGAUUGAUUACAUACGUACUAAUGGUGAAGGCUCUUGGCGUUCUCUUCCUAAAUCCGCCGGGUUGUUGCGGUGUGGAAAAAGUUGUAGAUUAAGGUGGAUUAAUUAUCUUCGCCCUGAUCUUAAACGUGGAAAUUUCACUGAUGGUGAAGAUCAAAUCAUUGUUAAACUUCAUAGUAUAUUCGGCAACAAAUGGUCUUUGAUAGCUGGGAAAUUACCGGGAAGAACAGAUAAUGAGAUUAAAAACUAUUGGAACACUCAUGUAAAGAGAAAGCUUCUUAGCCAUGGGAUUGACCCAAAAACUCACCGUUCGAUCAACGUAUCCAAAACGACACCGUUUCAUACUCGAAACGAAGAUGUGAAGUCCACGUUUCCUGAUCAUAACGGUGUCAUUAAAUUAAAAACGGAGACUUCAUGUGAAAACGGUGCUUCUACGAGCGGUACAACUAUAGACGAGGAUCUACGGUUAAAUGUUGAGUGUGAUUACAGUUAUGAUCACGUGGACAAGGAGCUAAACUUGGACCUAACUCUCGGGUAGGGCCGCCUCGCGUUGUUGGAUCGGAUCUUGUAACUAGCUCGUGGGUUGUGCAUGACGUCUGUGUUUGUAAAUUGGGAUCACAUUAACCUUGUGUGAAUUGCCAAACGGCUAAACGGGUUAUUUAAUGAUUAUUAACUUCAAAACAAGGUGUUUCUUUUUUUGAAGUUGUGUGCACCAAACACACUAGUUUAGCUCCUUGUCCAAGUGAUAGAAACGGUUUACACACUAAGUGGCGAUCUUAAAAAAUAGCAUGCCGGAGAUAUAUGAUGACAAUGGAGUCUUUAGCGUUUUUAGAGUCCUACUUAUCUAUUGUAUCUAGGCCCGGUCCGCCACACAUACCCAAUAUACAAAUGUA